Arctia plantaginis is the source of this 507-nucleotide messenger RNA. The record is from the annotation of a GenBank genome assembly. NCBI's taxonomy places the organism in Eukaryota, Metazoa, Arthropoda, Insecta, Lepidoptera, Erebidae.
AUGUCUAAAUUAACCUUGAAAUUAUUAUUUAUUACAGAUUACAACGCCGCCCCACUGUUCGCCUCGGAAAACGCCUCCAGUGAAGUGUGGAGCGCGGGCGGUGGGGCCGGCAACGCGGCAGCAUGCGGUAGCAGCGGCAUGGACCUCAAACACGAGGUGGCGUACCGCGGAGUGCUGCCCGUGAAGGCCGAGCCAGGGGUCUCACACAACGGGCACCAGGCCAACGGUCACGUCAGAGACUGGAUGGCGGGGGGUACGACCGCCGGGUCGCCAUCGCCCGGGCCUCCGCAGCCACAGCCUAACAACGGGUACUCCUCGCCAUUGUCCUCCAGUAGCUACGGCCCUUACAGUCCUAAUGGCAAAAUAGGUGUAAGACCUCAUUUGAAGGUGACACUAGACAAAGCCGCAACGGGGCUUUUCACCUUUGACAAAGAGCCUCAGGUCGUAAAAACUAAGUCAGGUAUCCGGAAAUGCGAACGUAUAACAAAUAUGAAUACUACGCACUAA